UGCAGGAGGGGAGGGAGGCUGUGCGUCCGUGUUUACAUCGGAGCGGAGCGGUGACGAGCAGCAGCAGCAGUAGCCUCGGCCUGGGGCUCCAUGCGCGGUUCCUUCUGCUCUCCAGCCUAAAGCGACAAAAAGACAGCCCAAACGGCCCUACCCCGCAGCCUGGUAGCGGAGGAGCGAGGAGGAGGAGGAGGCGCGACGACACGGCAGCUGCAGCCACUUCUACUAUUACAUUGCGGGCGGGCGCCAUGGACGAGCUGGCGGUGGAAGUCCGGGGGGCGAGUGGGGCUUUCUACAAGGCUCUUGUAAAGGAUGUGCAUGAAAGUACGGUCACAGUAUCUUUUGAGAACAACUGGCAGCCAGAACGACAGAUUCCUUUUCAAGAUGUCCGCUUUCCACCCCCUGUCGGCGCUCAGAAGGAGAUCACUGAAAGCGAUGAAGUUGAGGUGUACUCCAGGGCCAAUGACAAGGAACCAUGUGGGUGGUGGCUAGCCAAAGUGCGCAUGGUGAAAGGAGAGUUUUAUGUUAUAGAGUAUGCAGCCUGUGAUGCCACGCUCAACGAGAUCGUCACAUUAGAGAGGCUACGACCUGUGAACCCCAACAAAGCAGCCGCAAAAAACACUUUCCUGAAAAUCAGAUUGGAUGUCCCAGAAGACCUGCGGCAGAUGUGUGCAAAGGAUUCAGCUCAUAAAGACUUCAAAAAAGCUAUCGGAGCUUUCAACGUCACGUAUGACUCGGAGAAAAAACAGCUGGUUAUUUUGUCGGUCAAUGAGGUGACAACCAAACGAGCGAACAUGCUGACGGACAUGCACUUCAGAAGCCUGCGCACCAAGCUGGCACUCAUCCUGCGGAACGAAGAGGCCAGCCGACAGUUGGAGAGCUCUCGGCAGUUAGCCUCCAGGUUCCAUGAGCAGUUUGUGGUACGUGAUGACUUGAUGGGGCUGGCCAUAGGCACGCAUGGAGCAAACAUCCAGCAAGCGCGCAAGGUCCCUGGAGUCACCAACAUAGACCUGGAUGAAGAGACUUGCACCUUCCACAUCUACGGAGAGGACCAGGAGGCUGUGCGGAAAGCCAGGAGCUACCUGGAGUUUUCUGAAGAUAUUAUCAAAGUGCCCAGGAAUUUAGUAGGAAAAGUCAUCGGAAAGAGCGGGAAGCUGAUUCAGGAGGUCGUGGAUAAAUCUGGUGUCGUCAGAGUAAGAGUUGAACCAGAAAACGACAAAAAGUCUCCAUUGGAGGAGGGCAUGGUGCCAUUUGUGUUUGUUGGGACAAAAGAGAGCAUUUCAAACGCUCGCAUACUGCUUGACUACCAUCUCAACUAUUUGAAGGAGGUGGACCAGUUGCGGAUGGAGAGGCUGCAGAUUGACGAACAACUGAGGCAGAUUGGCGGAGGGCCCAGAGCUCCCCCAGGCAGACCAGAGAAGGAAAAGCCCUUCAGUGCUGAUAACGGCAUGGGGCCUUCACGAGGUGGCAAACCCUUCGGCCGGGGGGGCAGAGGAAGACGAGGCCCUACCUUUGCCUCGGGUACCAACUCUGAAGCCUCUAAUGCAUCCGAGACGGAAUCUGACCACAGAGACGAGCUGAGUGACUGGUCCCUGGCGCCCACAGACGAAGAAUCUAUGGGUUACCCUAAACGGAUCCCAGAUGGGCGCAAGCGGGGUGGAGGGGCCAGGGGUCGAGGAGGACGAGGCAGAGGAGGAGGGGGAUAUAAAACUGAGGAAAUGCACUGGAGCGAGUCCCGCUCCCGUAACUCCAGAGACUCCAAGCCAAGGCCACAGGAGGAUUCCCUACAGAUUCGCGUCGACAGCAAUAACGAAAGGAGCGUCCACGCCAGCCGAGGGCCUCAGGGACCCACAGGAGACGCCGGCGCCCCCCGACAGCGACCCGUCAAAGAGCGAGGGCUGAAAAAAGAGAAGCAGGAAGGCUCAGACAGCCAAGUGGUGGUGAACGGGGUGUCGUAAAUAGAGGCAGCCCACUCCCCAAUUCAGUCUCCACUACACUCCACCAAUCCAGAAGCUUCUUCAUUAGAGACACAUUAGGCCAAAGACAACCAGGUCAGUAGGGCUGUCGCAAGACAUGACAUCAAGCACAUUUUGUAAUUGCUAAAUGGGGGUAGUAGACAAAGGUCUCUGGUGAAUGACGUCUUGCAUUUUGUAGUCUACAUUGCUUAGAGAAGCCGGUCUCUAAAUCACAACAGAAGCUACAGGUUUUGUAAUUGACUCUCUAGGUAACUACCUAUGAAACUAACUGAAGCUGUGGGUGAAACGUAUUUCAAAAAAAAAAAAAAGUGUGUUAUUUUUUUUUAGUUUUGUUUUUUUUUAUAAUUUUGGUUCAUAACCUAAAGGGCAGAAGAGCCAUUAGAGGAUGAAUUCAGAUGUUUGGCGUUAGUUUCAGUGCCACCUCUCAUGGCAUAUAGUUUUUGUUUGUUUGGUUGGGUUGUCCCCCCCACCCCCAUCCCCACUUUGGUGUCCUAGAGCCCUUUCUGAUGUGAGGUCCCAGCCACAUCACUCGCAAAAAAAAAGAAAAAUAAAGAAAAGUAAAAACAAACAAAAAAAAAUCAAAGGAAAACAAAGUAGACCUACAAACGCUCCUAUAUGAUCUGUGCCUUUAACUAGUGUGGAUAGUUUCAGAAUUUGGAUGUUUAAAUCAGGGAAGAAGACAUGAACAACACUUACCCAACCAAUGUUUGUGUUGCAAUUUCAGCCAGCCACUGAAAGAAAAAAAAAAACAAAAAAAACAAGAAAAACAACGAGAAAGAAAGAAUGACCUUUUGUGGUGCAUGUACAGUAUUUCAUAACCAUCAUUUUUGUACAUCUAAAAACGCAGGACUUCAUCAAAGCCUCAGUCAGUUUGUCUUACCGUGGCUGAGUUUUGAAUUUUGACUAGGGAAAAGAGGUUCUCCUGACCGCGUCAUUGGAGACUGCAUGGACGUGAUCUAUUGUAGUCAACCACUUAACGACGUGAUAUAUGGACAUAUUUUCAACCACUUAAGUUGUGACUUUUUAUUUUCUAAUUUAAUUAGACAUUAUAGGGUUUUUUGUGAAGUAAGCAUCCACUUCAACUGUAGUGGUCAGUUUUUUUUUUUUCCUUUGUUUUCCCCUCAAAAACUAUUAACAUUUCUUUAGCUGACUGUUUCUAUAGACUUCCCAGUAUGUACCAUCCAAACAUUACAAAUGCUUAAUCUUCCUCUGUCAGACAGGGUGUACAUGACCUUUUUUAACCCCAUACUGGCUACAGUAUACUGCCAUUUGUCCUGCUGUAUUUCUUUUUCAGUGUCAUGUUCAGGUGUGAAGCACCGAUAUGGAAUCUCUCUGUAACCGUGUCACUGUCCUUAACAAUGGAUCAUGCUAGAAUUCAAGCGUUUAGCAGCGGGUUGCAUACUGUAUAUUAUAUCAUUCGUUAAGAGAUUGUUGCUGUUCUUUUGGAUUGAAACUUUAAAUGUGCACUUAUCAUGUUUGUGUUAACUCUGCAAGUACUUAAUCUAUUAAACUCUAAUAAACUAGAAUGUGAUAAGACUUCUCAGCAGGUGAAUCACAUGUAUGCUGUCAACAUAAUGAACUGAAGUUUAGGUAUCUUUGCUAAUUUUGAGUCUACUGUACUUUUUUGCAGCUCAGCUCGCUUAGGGAGGGGGAUAGAAGGGAGACGUGCCGUUUAAGUUUGCUAAUGAAACCGUUUGUCUUAUCUGAGCAGUGCUUGUGCAUUACCUUUUAGUUUACAUUUCGAGAAGAUGUGAUGCUGUUCUGAACCCACGGGCGCUUUUUCUUUUUCAUUUUGGAAACCUACUAUGACAGUAACCCCCGGUAGUUCUUUCUGCGUUCUUUUCUUUUACUGUACAGCUAGUAACCGUUCUUUUACAGCUGGUUAGAUCGUUUUUUUUUGUUUGUUUGUUUGUUUUUGUUUGUUUUUUGUUUUUUUUUCCCUCCGUUGCUGUACGCUUGCUAAAUUCUCUUUGGCGAAAAGGAAAAAAGUAAUCAGCCCUACUUGUUGCAGCUUAAACCACAGUCUCAGUGAUUUGCCUGGAUCAAUAUCCUAUGAAAAUGAAAGGAGUACGCCAGGGUUUUUCACCUAAAUCUGUCUGCUGCAUUAGUAGCGUAUGGUGUAUUAGCACGGGCAGUGAUUGUGACACGAUUCCCGGUAUUUAGUAAGAGGACGGAUAAUUUGUUUACUUGAAAUGCACUUAAUAAUAAUAAUAACAAUAGAAAACAAUGGACAGGUGCUGAUGCAAGUGCCCUAUUGGCUUCUUUUAUAAAUGUGAUUUCUUCUAUUAGUACCAGGAAACACGUCAGAAUUGCCACUGUCUGUAGUGCUACCGAUGUAGGAGGUUGAAAAAUGCUAGAGUACUCCAUUAAUAUUGAAGAGAAUUGAAAACUAGACUUGUGUUGCUAUAGGAAAGGAGGUGAAAACCCGUUUCCAUCUUUGUGACUGAACGCCAGGUUUGCAAGACAAAUAAAAACUUCUAAAAACGUACAAAUACAGACAGAACCAAGCUGUCAAAGUUUGUUCCAGGCAGCGAAUUUACUAAGACAAAACAAAAAAAGGAGUGAGGUGGAAAGUUGUAUGGUUCUCUUUCCACUGAGCUGGUCAGGCGUAUCAGCCUGUCACCUCAUGCAACUCCUAAACUAAGACUAACACGACCGUUAAAUGGUUUACUCUCAGUGUUUUCGCAGCCGGCUAACCUGAGGCAGGCUGGAGGCUGACGAGAUUCACGACAGUCUGUUGUCGGAAAAGAAAAACCAUUUUCCACGUCUCGCAAGCGUUGCCAAACAGACUGUUUUCUAGCUAUUUAUUUUUCGGAGCGUGUACGAAUUUACAGGACGACGAAAUUGUAAAAAACCAUCAUCUUGCGCACAUCGUAAGCUGUCGUGGUCGAUUAAAAAAAAGACAAAAUUGAACAGAAGAAAGAAAAAAACUUGGAAAAACUGUAGAUAUUGAACCAAGGUAGACUAACCUUGUAUGUUACUGCACUUUGGGUAAUAAUUUCUUUGUACAUAAUAGCGGAACAGACUGGGUUUUAUGUUGACAUUGUUUGGUUAUAGUGCAAUAUAUUUUGUAUGCAAGCAGUUUCAAUAAAUAAAGGUUGAUCUUCCUCUGC
Molecule: messenger RNA, 5086 nt
Organism: Colossoma macropomum (tambaqui)
Lineage: Eukaryota; Metazoa; Chordata; Actinopteri; Characiformes; Serrasalmidae
Gene: fmr1
Product: FMRP translational regulator 1
Exons: 15
Coding region: 246-1955 (569 amino acids)
Biological process (GO): regulation of dendrite morphogenesis; regulation of translation at postsynapse, modulating synaptic transmission; regulation of alternative mRNA splicing, via spliceosome
Cellular component (GO): dendritic spine neck; neuronal cell body; dendritic spine
Molecular function (GO): protein homodimerization activity; translation regulator activity; mRNA 3'-UTR binding
Source: RefSeq, a predicted model, not a curated record